Chrysochloris asiatica (Cape golden mole) is the source of this 963-nucleotide messenger RNA. RefSeq names its product olfactory receptor 13C8-like. Gene Ontology annotation, biological process: G protein-coupled receptor signaling pathway. The record is from RefSeq and is a predicted model, not a curated record. Gene Ontology annotation, cellular component: membrane. NCBI's taxonomy places the organism in Eukaryota, Metazoa, Chordata, Mammalia, Afrosoricida, Chrysochloridae. The transcript has a single exon. Gene Ontology annotation, molecular function: olfactory receptor activity; G protein-coupled receptor activity. The coding region runs from base 1 to 963 and encodes 320 amino acids.
AUGGAAAGGACCAACGAUUCCACAUUGACAGAAUUUGUCCUGGUAGGGCUUUCUGCCCACCCCAAACUCCAGACAGUGUUCUUUGUGCUAGUUUUAUGGAUGUACCUGAUGAUCCUGCUGGGUAAUGGAAUCCUUAUCUCAGUAAUCAUAUAUGAUAAUCACCUGCACACCCCCAUGUAUUUCUUCCUCUGUAAUCUUUCCUUUCUGGACAUUUGCUACACAAGUUCCUCUGUCCCACUAAUUCUUGAUAAUUUUCUGACAGUAAGGAAAACUGUUUCCUUCUCAGGGUGUAUGGUGCAAAUGUCUCUCUCCUUUGCCAUGGGAGCCACAGAGUGUGUGCUCCUAGGCAUGAUGGCACUUGAUCGCUAUGUGGCCAUCUGCUACCCACUAAGAUACCCUAUCAUCAUGAGCAAGGGUACCUACGUGCCCAUGGCAGCUGGAUCCUGGCUCACUGGGCUUGCUGACUCCCUGGUGCAAACAUCUCUCGCAAUACAGUUACCAUUCUGUGCUAAUAAUGUCAUUAGUCAUUUUGUCUGUGAAAUCUUGGCUAUCUUGAAACUUGCUUGUGCUGAUAUUUCAAUCAAUGUGAUCAGCAUGGCUGGAUCAAAUCUGAUUGUUCUUGUUAUUCCGUUGCUAGUAAUCUCCAUCUCUUAUAUUUUUAUUAUUGCCACCAUUUUGAGGAUCCCUUCAACUGAAGGAAAACGUAAGGCCUUUUCCACCUGCUCAGCUCAUCUAACAGUGGUGGUUAUAUUUUACGGAACCAUCUUCUUCAUGUAUGCAAAGCCCAAGUCUAAAAACUCUAUUGGUACAGAUAACCAAGACAUCAUUGAUGCUCUCAUCUCCCUCUUCUAUGGAGUGAUGGCUCCCAUGCUCAACCCACUCAUCUAUAGUUUGAGAAACAAGGAUGUAAAAGCUGCUGUAAAGACCAUGAUGAGUAGAAAACACUUCUCUAACGGAAUAUAA